This is a messenger RNA of Varroa destructor (honeybee mite), 4934 nucleotides long. It is a transcript of the gene su(f), whose product is annotated as cleavage stimulation factor subunit su(f). The record is from RefSeq and is a predicted model, not a curated record. Gene Ontology annotation, molecular function: mRNA binding; protein binding. Gene Ontology annotation, biological process: mRNA 3'-end processing. NCBI's taxonomy places the organism in Eukaryota, Metazoa, Arthropoda, Arachnida, Mesostigmata, Varroidae. Gene Ontology annotation, cellular component: nucleus.
UUGGGUCUUCCUUAAUCUGUGUUUGUGCUGCUGUGAUUCGUGAUGUUUAUUGACUACCAACUUCUUGGAAAAUGUUAAGGUGACUGACCUUUCCGGGCCUUUGAAUUGUUUUAAAUUUUUGCUAUGAUAUAUCUGUUCCUCGGUAUUUUUGUCAUUUAUCUGUCCCAUCGACAAGGGCAAAUGCUCACUAAUCAUUCCUCUUUUCAUGUUUUGUACCACUCUGUUAAAACAAUUUAUAAUCAAAGUAUAACUUAGGUACCUUCAAAAUAUAAGUGAAAUAAUUCUAUGCAUUCUACAGUCGAAUUACUACGUACUUAUGAAGAAAAUUGCUUAGAUAAAUUGGUCCGUUUCAAGAAUAAACUGAAUGGCAUUAGAAAAAAUAACCCGUUAAUCUACCUUUCUCUAUAUAUUGGGUAAACACUGGGCGCAAGCAAGAAUUAUUCGGGGCUGGUCCGCACAUUAUUUAGCGGCAGAUACAGGCUUUCCCUCAUUGGAAAACGUAUGUUAUUCGGUAAAAUUUGCGUUGAGUAUCAUACAUAUGUGUGCACUAAUUUCAUGCAUCCCAAUAAGACACCAAUCACCUAUCUAUAAGGCACGAAGUGCAGCAGUCUGUGCAUUCUUGAUGAUUUGCUCCUGUCAUUUUUUGAAUUCUCCCGCGUUUCCGACUCCCGCCACCAGUCAACAUAGAUCACGGCGUGUUUAACAACAAUAAACUGAGGCUGCCGGGGUUCGCCGUUGACGUGAAACCUUGGAGGAAUCGUGAAUGUUUACGUUUUUCGGAGUCCAUUGGUGUUCUGACCGAAAUUAGCAAAAAGUACAGUGAGUGUCUCGCCGGUCCGGGGCCUGGUGUGGCGGCCGCUCAACAACAUCUAGCCGGAUAACAUUCGCCGAUAUGUCGGACACAGAGCGUUUGCGCGCCUCCGAAAAGCGCCUUGAGGAGAAUCCUUAUGAUAUCGAGGCUUGGUCUGUGCUGGUUCGAGAUGCCCAGGCACGUAAAAUCGAGGAUGCACGUGAGGUGUACGAACGGCUCGUGUCGACAUUUCCUAAUACGGGACGCUAUUGGAAAGUCUACAUUGAACACGAGCUUAAGGCUCGGUGUUUUGACCGGGUCGAGAAGCUCUUCACACGAAGCUUAAUCAAGGUCUUAAAUAUGGACCUGUGGAAGUGUUACCUUGCCUACGUAAAAGAAACCAAAGCUUCGCUUCCCUCGUAUCGUGAGAAAAUGGCACAGGCGUAUGACUUCACGUUAGACAAGAUGGGUAUGGACGUUUCAUCUUCUUCCGUUUGGCACGAUUACGUGAACUUCUUAAAAAGCGUGGAUGCCGUCGGCAGCUACGCAGAAAAUCAGCGGAUUACUGCUGUCAGGAAGGUGUAUCAGAAAGGGGUUCACAAUCCUAUGACGAACAUCGAGCAGCUAUGGAAAGAUUAUGUCACGUACGAACAAAACAUCAAUCCGCUGAUAGCCGAAAAGAUGAUUUCAGACCGCAGCAGAGAUUACAUGAAUGCUCGCCGGGUUUCUAAAGAAUACGAGGUUCAUUCGAGAGGAAUUAAUAAAAACAUGCCUUCAGUUCCACCACAGGGUACUCCGGAAGAGAUGCGCCAGCUUGAAUUGUGGAAGAAGUUGAUCGCGUGGGAGAAAUCUAACCCAUUACGGUCCGAAGAUCUGGCUCUUGUCACACGACGAGUGAUGUUCGCUUAUGAACAGUGCUUACUCUGCUUGGGACAUCAUGCCGACAUCUGGUUGCAAGCUGCUCAAUUUCUCGAUGAACGUUCUCGAGCUGCUGCAGAUCGGGGUGAUCCCACGUUGGGACGACAAUACGCUGAAGAGGCAGCCACAAUGUAUGAACGUGCAAUCAGCGGUCUAUUGUGUCGUUGCCAGUUGCUGUACUUUGCAUACGCGGAUUUCGAGGAAGGUCGUAACAACCACAAGAAAGUCCACGAUAUCUACAAUCGUCUAAUUGACAUUCGCGACUCGGAUCCGACAUUGGCAUAUGUACAAUAUCUAAAGUUUGCUCGGCGAGCUGAGGGCAUCAAGAGCGCUAGACAAGUGUUUAAGAAAGCUCGAGAAGAUGAACGGUCCAACCAUCAUGUUUACGUGGCUGCAGCACUUAUGGAGUAUAAUUGCAGUAAGGACAAAACGAUUGCGUUCAAGAUAUUUGAGCUUGGGCUAAAAAAAUACGGUGGGAAUUCUGACUAUGUUCUUGCUUACAUCGAUUAUUUAUCCCAUCAGAAUGAUGAUUCAAACACCCGAGUCCUGUUUGAGCGUGUACUCACCUCAGGCCAACUCUCUGCGGAAAAGUCUCUGGAUAUCUGGAAUAAAUUCCUGGAGUUUGAAUCCCACAUUGGUGACCUAACCUCAAUUCUCAAGGUAGAGAAGCGUCGUGCUGCUGCUAUCGAGAAACUCAAAGAAUUCGAAGGAAAAGAAACCGCUUUACUUGUUGACAGGUAUCGUUUUCUAGAACUGGUGCCUUGCUCACCGGCUGAGCUAAUCACAAUGGGCUAUCGAGAGCUAUUGUUGAAAAAUAGGGGCGCAUUAGCCGGAGGUUUAGUGGCAGGGGCAAUUCUCGAUGCUGGAGAAGCUCAUAAGGAGAAGGUGUUCCGCCCUGAUGUUCUCCAGAUGAUACCUUUUAAACCUAAACAGAUGUGUCCCAACGGCUCUCAUCCUGUCCCAGGAGGUGUGUUCCCAGCGCCACCGGCAGCCGCCGAAUUAAUGGUCCGCCUUCCUCCUCCAACGUCAUUCAAUGGGCCGUUCGUAGCAGUUGACAAACUCAUUGACAUAUUUAUGAACAUGAAUCUGCCUGAGAAAAUGCCCGAACCUGACGCGGCACAGAAUGGCUUGACUUUGAAGAUUUUUGAGCACGUGCUUAAACCCGUCGAUUUUGGUCAAGGCCAAAAACGACCACGAGGAGGAGGCGAUAACUCCGACUCAGAAAAUGAGGAAAAUGGUUUCCCUAAUCAACUAUCGAAUGAGAUUUUCCGUUCACGGCAACAGCGGAAGGUUCAGCAACAACAGCAUCAGCAGUAAAGAGACGUCUGUUGAUCAUUUACCUUUUAUCUAUCUGAGGUUUGUUUUUAGCGUUAUUUUCUCUACACCCAAGCAUUCCAUGGAUCUUCGCUAUUUCCACUGAUCAGCAAAUGCGUGUGUAUGACUGUUAAAAAAGUCAGAUGUCUUCUGAGCAAAAAGCGAAAAGUAUUGAACGAGUACAUUCAAUAUAUUUUUACCCACCUAAAGCUAAGUCUCUUGACACGAAGCAAUAGGUGUUCGACUCCGUUCGACAGAAAACCUUACAUUCGAGCCAUAGUAACCCCGGGAAUUUGAAGGAAGACCCGUGAUCAUGAUGACUAUGGUGGUGAUAGCUAUGUUGAUGACCCCGGUGAUAGCCGGUGAACAUUAUAUGCAGAAGGUAAAUGAGGACAGCUAGGCACUUCUGCCAAAACAUUUCAUUUAGAAUUAUAAAAAAUUACAGCGAACUCGCUGAUCGGACGCUUAGCAUCAGUGCGAAAAGAUUCGAAUGCCAUUAUUUCGAGCAAAAAACUCUUUGAGUAUGUGACUGUGUAUAUAUAACGCCUCAGAGUGCGCAUUUGACAAGGUGCGUAUGUAUGUCUUGAGAGAUUCUAGCUUCAACUGUAGGUCUUUAUUAAAUCGAAGUUCUAGUACAGACGAAGAUGACUGUUGAACAGUGGUUACAUUAAUUAUUGCUGUUCGGUUGCUCUAGAUGACAGUGUGAUGAAUUGAAGUAAUUUGGAUUGGUAUUAUUACUAUUAUUGUAGUUUUGUUAAGUUAAUAUCAUUUUUUGGCAAGAUAAUGCUAAUUUAUAAGUUCUACACGAAUAUCAUUAUGAGAAUGAAGGAAUCAUCGCUACAUAUCGGCAUUAUCACAGCAACGAGUAGUAAUUCUUGCAUCAAAGACAUAUAUAUACAUAUAUGUAUAUAUCAGAAGUAAGUUAAAGUAUUGCGCAGGAGCACGUAAAUAAAAAGAACAGGGAAAAUAUACGAGGAAAUGUUAACGCAUGGGACACAUAUGAACGUUGAAAAGUAAAGUGCUUAUGGCAAUAUAAAUGGAAUCAUAUUUGUAUAUGUAUAUAGAGAAUAAAUUCCAGCAAGUACAGUAUCAUGUAUAAGAAAAUGUGCUGUGAAUUAAUUUACACUUCAAGUGAUUGAGGUUAUUUACUUUAAAUGUCUCAUGCAUCAUGAACCUAACCUAACCCUCUCUAUUCCUAUUAUUUACAUACUAUUGUCAAAUUUAGUUUUUCAACAGCAAAAAAAGUAGUAAACAUAAAUCAGUAAGACUUCGUAAACGAGAAGUGUUAUCAUCGAAUCUUACCACUGACGGUAGAAGUUAGAAAAUCACUUGAUUCGUGAAUUCGAAAAUGUAAUUCAAGACCUUCGCUCCAAGCUGAGAACAAUUGAUAGGCUUCUCUUCAAUACAAUAUUUAAACUUUAACAAAACAAGAUAUUUUAGGUCUAGAACAGAUUGUUCAUCGUUUCAAUAGAAACACUUCCAUCAGCGACUAACAGUAGAUUUAUAAACGAAAAGUUAGUUGCCUUGGUAUUAGUUCUGCCUUUUAACUUAAAGGUAUUCAUGCAUGGCUCCCUAACUGAACGUAAAGGUUGAUUGUAAUUUAAAUGAUGCUCUAGUCAAUGAGUGGUAACAUUACCGAUACUUUGCGUUCUUUGAACCCCGUCUACGCCGAUACCCCCACAAUGGGCAAUUAUAGCACGUGUGGCACGGUAAUAUAAUUAUUCGUAUAGGAAUAGUAUGACAUGCUGUUCAUAAGGCACGGGUCAGGAUGAGUAAGUCAUUUUGCUUAAUGCGAAUGCGUUCACGUCUUACGUCGAAGACACUGGCACUUAGUCGGAAGUACCAUUUCUUUAAAAGGUAAUAUUUUGUCGAUAAUUUUGUGCCAUCAUAAUAUGGCAAACGAAAUAAAAAU